Urocitellus parryii (Arctic ground squirrel) is the source of this 1245-nucleotide messenger RNA. RefSeq names its product forkhead box I3 (gene Foxi3). Gene Ontology annotation, molecular function: RNA polymerase II cis-regulatory region sequence-specific DNA binding; DNA-binding transcription factor activity, RNA polymerase II-specific. NCBI's taxonomy places the organism in Eukaryota, Metazoa, Chordata, Mammalia, Rodentia, Sciuridae. The record is from RefSeq and is a predicted model, not a curated record. Gene Ontology annotation, biological process: cell differentiation; anatomical structure morphogenesis; regulation of transcription by RNA polymerase II.
AUGGCCCUUUACUGCGGCGACAACUUCGGCGUGUACUCGCAGCCCAGCCUGACCCCCGCCGCCGCCGCCCCGGGCGCGCCCCCGGCCUCCAGGGCGCCCUACACGCUGGCCGACUACGCCGCGCCGCCGGCCGCUGCCGCCAACCCUUACCUGUGGCUCAAUGGGCCCGGGGUGGGCAGCCCGUCCUCCGCCGCUGCCGCCGCGGCUGCCGCCUACCUGGGCGCACCGCCGCCGCCGCCGCCUCCCGGGGCCGCGGCCGGGCCCUUCCUGCAGCCGCCGCCCGCCGCCGGCUCCUUCACGUGCGCCCAGCGGCCCUUCGCGCAGCCCGCGCCCGCCGCGCCCGCCUCGCCCGCGGGGUCCGCGGCGCCGGGAGAGCUGGGCUGGCUGUCCAUGGCCAGCCGCGAGGACUUGAUGAAGAUGGUGCGGCCGCCCUACUCGUACUCAGCGCUCAUCGCCAUGGCCAUCCAGAGCGCGCCCGAGCGCAAGCUUACGCUCAGCCACAUCUACCAGUUCGUGGCCGACAGCUUCCCCUUCUACCAGCGCAGCAAGGCCGGUUGGCAGAACUCUAUUCGCCACAACCUGUCUCUCAACGACUGCUUCAAGAAGGUGCCCCGCGACGAGGAUGACCCAGGGAAAGGUAAUUACUGGACUCUGGAUCCAAACUGCGAGAAGAUGUUUGAUAAUGGAAACUUCCGUCGGAAGCGCAAGCGGCGGUCGGAGGCCAGCGGCAGCUCUGCGGUGGCCACCGGGACUUCCAAGUCAGAAGAAGGGCUGUCCUCGGGAUUGGGGGCCCGGGUGGGUGGCGCCCCGGAGGGAGAAGGCCCUUCCUCGGUGCUGCGGCCACCGCAGUCUCCGGAGCCUGAGGGCGCCAAGAGCCCCGGGUCCCCGCCGGGUGGCCCUGUGCUGGCCUCCACCCCCUGCCUCGGUGCCUUCUUCAGCAGCCUCAGCAGUCUCAGCGUCGGCAGCGGUGGGAGUGCCCAGCGCGCCAGCCCUGGUGGCCGCCACCUGGGGGCCCAGGGCCCUCAGCUGCCCUCCAGCAGCGUCUUCCCCGCCACCUCCAUCUCCGAGGCCUCUGCAGACACCUUGGCGCUGGGCACCAGCAGCGGCAGCAGCCAGCGAUCUUCCUACUACAGCCCGUUCCCGGCCAGUGCCGGUGGGGGCCAGAGCAGCCCCUUCAGCAGCCCCUUCUACAACCUGGGCAUGGUCAACAGCCUCAUCUACCCACGGGAGGGCUCCGAGGUAUAG